Molecule: messenger RNA, 1833 nt
Organism: Echinops telfairi (small Madagascar hedgehog)
Lineage: Eukaryota; Metazoa; Chordata; Mammalia; Afrosoricida; Tenrecidae
Gene: VIM
Product: vimentin
Exons: 9
Coding region: 108-1505 (465 amino acids)
Biological process (GO): intermediate filament organization
Cellular component (GO): plasma membrane; axon; intermediate filament
Molecular function (GO): structural constituent of cytoskeleton
Source: RefSeq, a predicted model, not a curated record
UGCCACCCUUGCUCCGAGGUCCCUGCGCCAGAGACGCACCCCGCUCCCACUGCACCCUCGUCCGCAUCUCCUCCCGGAGUCCGUCCGAGCCACCGCCGUCUGCAGCCAUGUCCACCAGGUCUUCCUCCUCCUCCUACCGCCGGAUAUUCGGCGGCCCCGGGACGGCGAGCCGCCCCAGCUCCAACCGGAGCUACGUGACCACGUCCACCCGCACCUACAGCCUGGGCAGCGCGCUGCGCCCCAGCACCAGCCGCAGCCUCUAUGCCUCGUCCCCCGGCGGCGUGUAUGCCACGCGCUCCUCGGCCGUGCGCCUGCGGAGCAGCGUGCCCGGGGUGCGCCUGCUGCAGGACUCCGUGGACUUCUCGCUGGCUGACGCCAUCAACACCGAGUUCAAGAACACCCGCACCAACGAGAAAGUGGAGCUGCAGGAGCUCAACGACCGCUUCGCCAACUACAUCGACAAGGUGCGUUUCCUGGAGCAGCAGAACAAGAUCCUGCUGGCCGAGCUGGAGCAGCUCAAGGGCCAGGGCAAGUCGCGCCUGGGGGACCUCUACGAGGAGGAGAUGCGCGAGCUGCGCCGGCAGGUGGACCAGCUCACCAACGACAAGGCUCGCGUCGAGGUGGAGCGCGACAAUCCCCUGGAGCUGUUCACAUGCGCUGCUUUCAGGUUGCAGGAGGAGAUGCUGCAGAGAGAGGACGCCGAGAGCAGCCUGCAGUCUUUCCGACAGGAUGUCGACAACGCUUCUCUGGCCCGUCUUGACCUUGAACGGAAAGUCGAGUCCUUGCAAGAAGAGAUUGUCUUUUUGAAGAAACUGCAUGAGGAGGAAAUCCAGGAGCUGCAGGCCCAGAUUCAAGAACAGCAUGUCCAAAUCGACGUGGACGUUUCUAAGCCUGACCUCACGGCUGCCCUGCGCGACGUCCGUCAGCAGUAUGAAAGUGUGGCUGCCAAGAACCUUCAGGAAGCUGAAGAAUGGUACAAGUCUAAGUUUGCUGAUCUCUCCGAGGCCGCCAACAGGAACAACGAUGCCCUGCGCCAGGCAAAGCAGGAGUCUAAUGAGUACCGGAGACAGGUCCAGUCCCUUACCUGUGAAGUGGAUGCCCUUAAAGGAACUAAUGAAUCUCUGGAGCGCCAGAUGCGUGAAAUGGAGGAGAACUUUGCUCUUGAAGCUGCUAACUACCAAGACACUAUUGGCCGUCUGCAGGAUGAGAUUCAGAACAUGAAGGAAGAAAUGGCUCGUCACCUGCGUGAAUACCAAGACCUGCUGAAUGUCAAGAUGGCCCUUGACAUUGAGAUUGCCACCUACAGGAAGCUGCUGGAAGGCGAGGAGAGCAGGAUCGCACUGCCUCUGCCAACCUUUUCUUCCCUGAAUCUGAGAGAAACCAAUCUGGAGUCGCUCCCUCUGGUCGACACCCACUCAAAGAGAACUCUCCUGAUCAAGACCGUGGAGACCAGAGACGGACAGGUUAUCAAUGAGACUUCUCAGCAUCAUGAUGACCUUGAGUGAAUCUUGCGUGCACUCGGUGUGGCAAUUUCUUACCAGCAAGAAUACAAAACAAGAUCCAUAUCUUAAAGGAACAGCUUUCCAAGUGCCUUUCUGCAGUGUUUCUUCAGGAGCGCAAGAUAGAUUUGGAAUAGGAAUAAGCUCUAGUGCUUAAGAACCAACCUAAAACCAUUAGAAAAAAAAAAAGUUUACAACUUAAUCUAGUUUACAAAGAAGUCUUGUGCUAGAAUACUUUUUUAAAGUAUUUUUUGAAUACCAUUAAAACUGCUUUUUUUCCCAGUAAGUAUCUGACCAACUUGUUUCUGCUUCAAUAAAUUUUUGGAAAAACUUU